UUUACAGUGUGUGUUUGAUGCCUCGCCAUCGAAGUUAAAGGGAGUGACAAAUUUAUCCUAGAUUGUGAGUGCGAUGCUUACAGCUUGACGUAAAUGAAAUACGAACAUUACAGCAAUGUUAGAUGAUAUAUGAGCAGCUCUACGCACGUGUUCUGGACCCCUGUAUCGCUCGUCUGCUGGAGGUGAAUUACCAAGAGUUGAAACUUGCUCAUGUUGACGGAAGUUAUGACGGAGGUGGAGAAGAUGGACCUGCGGUUGCCUGCUCGUGGCCCCGCCGCUACCAAAUGCCGGAUCCUGUACGACAUUCCCUGCAAGGUGUGUCAGGACCACUCCUCCGGCAAGCACUACGGCAUCUUCGCCUGCGACGGCUGUGCUGGCUUCUUUAAGAGGUCGAUCCGGCGCCAGAGGCAGUACGUGUGCAAGAGCAAGGUGGAGGGCGGGUGUGUGGUGGACAAGACCCACCGCAACCAGUGCCGGGCCUGCAGACUCACCAAGUGCAUCCAGGCCGGCAUGAACAAGGAUGCCGUACAGCACGAGCGGGGGCCCAGGAACUCCACCUUGCGGCGGCAAAUGUCCCUCUACUUCAAGGACCCAAGCCCGGAGUCGCCUCCCCAGCGCCAACGGAGUCCCACCCCGCCGGAGCCAAGCCACCCCCGGUCCCCCGUCACCCAAGUGCCAACCGUUGCCGUCAGUGCCGCCCUGGCCCUGCCCUUCCACCAUCCUCCACCUGUGCCAUCGGCUCUCGAUCUGAAAAUGUCCUUUCCGCCUCGCCACCUGCCUACGACGGCCGCCAGCAGCGCCGCCCACUUGGAACUGCACCGGCCGCCGCCGGCGGAGCUGACAGCCCUCACCCUGGACCGUGUUCACGCCCUCACCACCAGAGCCAACACUCUACUGGCUCCCACACCCAAGUACCCACACGAGCUGGCGUUCCCGCUCAUGACGGCGAGGGACACCGUGUGUGAGACCGCCGCCCGCCUCCUCUUCAUGAACGUCCGCUGGGCCAAGCAACUGCCUGCCUACACGGCCUUGCCCUUCAGAGACCAGUUAUUGCUCUUGGAGGAAGGCUGGAGAGAGCUGUUCGUGCUCUCCGCCGCCCAGUUCUUGUUGCCCGUGGAGGCCGGACCUCUCCUGGCCUCCUGCGGCCUCGGCAGCGACACCUCCGAACGCCUCCUUCCCAUACUCCAGGACAUCAAGCUCUUCCAAGACAUUCUCACCAAGUUCAAGACCAUGUGUGUGGAUCCCACAGAGUACGCUUGCCUCAAGGCCAUCGUCCUCUUUAAGACAGUGUGGGAGAGUGGCGGGGUGGAGGUGAAGGUGCUCCGCGACCUGCCGGCCGUCACCGCCCUCCAGGACCAGGCUCAGCUCACUCUCAACAAGUACAUCACCUCCGCCUACCCUACACAGCCCUUCAGGUUCGGGAAGCUGCUGCUGCUCCUGCCGUCGCUGCGGGCCGUCGGCUGCCGCACCAUCGAGGAGCUCUUCUUCAGGAGAACUAUCGGGGCCAUUCCCAUCGAGCGAAUAAUUUGCGAUAUGUACAAAACGGCAGACUUUUGAUAAAUUGAUGGAAACCAAAAAAAUCUAUGUGAUGCAUAUAGGUAUUUAAUUGAAAUAUGCUCAGAAAAUCGCAGAACAUAUAUAUCCACCGAGUGAAAAAUAGCAAACCAGUGAACGAAGUUACACUAGGAAAGUCUCCCCCCUAACCCUAAUCCGUGGUAUUUCUCACCGUGAUUGUGCCUUGCCAAAUACAGCCUAAUGUGAGAAUUUUUGCAAUCAAAAUCAUUGUUAAGUUUCCCUACCAGUGAUAAUAUCUUUAGAUAAUAUAGAUACUUUAACGAAUGGCGGUCGUAGAUUGUAUGUAUACUGAAAUCAAGCGCAGUGAUCAAUGUGUUAAUUCAGCAAUAUUUAUACCGUGCUGCCCACCUCACAGUGUGGGCGCAGCACGUAGCCCACCUCAACAGUGUGGGCACACCACGUAGCCCACAUAAACAGUGUGGGUACACCACUUAGCCCACCUCAACAGUGUGGGCGCAGCACGUAGCCCACCUCAACAGUGUGGG
This is a messenger RNA of Procambarus clarkii (red swamp crayfish), 2060 nucleotides long. RefSeq names its product nuclear receptor subfamily 2 group E member 1. The record is from RefSeq and is a predicted model, not a curated record. Gene Ontology annotation, molecular function: RNA polymerase II cis-regulatory region sequence-specific DNA binding; zinc ion binding; nuclear receptor activity. Gene Ontology annotation, biological process: positive regulation of transcription by RNA polymerase II; anatomical structure development; cell differentiation. Lineage: Eukaryota; Metazoa; Arthropoda; Malacostraca; Decapoda; Cambaridae.